GGGAAGGGGCUAGGGGCAGCUUCCGGCUAGAGCAGUGUCGCUGGUUUCGCACGUGUGUUUCACUUUCGGGAUUCCUGGAUUACCCCUGCCCCUGGUGAAUUUGUCGGGCCUGGGUUCCCCUGCAGAUUUAAGGAUGAAGGUGAGAAGAAAUAAAAAACAGGUCCCAAGCUUUCGGAAGUUGCUAAAAACUAGUAAAGUCAAACUUGAAAACAAGCUAAAAAACAAACAAUUUAAACAACAAAGCACUCUCAAGAAGUACCGAAAAGAACAGAGGAAACUAAGGCAAGCUGUAAAAGAUGCUGUGUCUAAGAAACCUAUUCCAUUGGAGGACCCAAAGGAAAAACGACCAGGUAAAAGGAUUGAGAGGGAAGAGGAAGACGAGGAGGAAGCCCUUCCUUUAGAUAUGAUGGAUGAAGAUGACUUACAGUUAAUGAAGGAUUUAGGGCAAAGAGCAUCUUUUCUAACGAGAGAUCUUUCUUCUAGUGAGCCUGUUCACGCCAGGAAGCGGAAGCAUGAGCAUGUUAUAGAUAAAUAUGAAAAAAUACCAAGAACUCUGCAAACUGCACCAGAGAAGGAACUGAUUCACUUACUUCCUAUUAAAGAUAAAAGUGGUAUAAUCCCACAGACCAGAGAGAAACCAGUUAUUGACAGUAACCAAGAUGAAGAGGAUCAAGAAGAGAUGGAACCUGAAGAAGAGAUCAUUGAAGAACCCAUUGAAGAGCUGACAUUAGAAGAACAUUUAAUUGAGAGGAAGAAGAAACUACAGGAGAAGAAAAUGCGUAUCGCAGCCUUGGCAUCUGCCAUAUUAUCAGAUCCAGAAAGUAAUAUUAAAAAAUUGAAAGAAUUACGUUCCAUGCUGAUGGAACAGGAUCCUGACGUGGCUGUUACUGUUCGAAAGUUGGUGAUAGUUUCUCUGAUGGAGUUAUUUAAAGACAUUACUCCUUCUUAUAAAAUACGACCCCUAACAGAGGCAGAAAAAUCUACCAAGAUCCGCAAAGAAACCCAAAAGUUAAGAGAAUUUGAAGAAGGCCUGGUUAGCCAAUAUAAAUUUUACUUGGAAAAUCUGGAGCAAGUGGUUAAAGAUUGGAAGCAAAGGAAGCUGAAGAAAAGUAAUGUGGUUUCCUUAAAGGCCUACAAGGGACUGGCAGAGGUGGCUGUGAAGAGCCUGUGUGAGCUGCUGGUGGCCCUGCCUCAUUUCAACUUCCACAAUAACAUCAUUGUACUGGUUGUCCCUCUCAUGAAUGACAUGUCAAAAUUGAUAUCUGAAAUGUGUUGUGAAGCAGUAAAGAAACUCUUUAAACAAGAUAAAUUAGGCCAAGCAUCACUGGGUGUAAUUAAAGUGAUUUCUGGUUUUGUGAAAGGCAGAAAUUAUGAAGUUAGGCCAGAGAUGUUAAGAACAUUCUUGUGCCUAAGGAUCAAAGAAGUAGAAGUGAAAAAAGAUACAGAGGAUAUUAAUAAACAAAAAAAGUUCAUGACUUUCAAGGAAAAGAGAAGAACUCUAUCAAGAAUGCAGAGAAAGUGGAAGAAAGCAGAGGAGAAACUAGAGAGAGAGCUUCGGGAGGCAGAAGCUUCGGAGAGUUCUGAGAAAAAACUUAAACUGCACACGGAGACUCUGAAUAUCGUGUUUGUGACCUACUUCAGAAUAUUGAAGAAGGCCCAGAGGUCACCUCUCCUGCCAGCAGUUCUGGAAGGUCUUGCCAAGUUUGCUCACCUUAUAAAUGUGGAGUUUUUUGAUGAUUUAUUAGUAGUUCUACAUUCUCUCAUUGAGUCUGGUGACCUAAGCUAUCAAGAAAGUCUUCACUGUGUCCAGACUGCUUUUCAUGUUCUUUCUGGGCAAGGUGAUGUUCUGAAUAUUGAUCCAAUGAAAUUCUAUACACAUCUUUACAAAACACUGUUCAAGUUACAUGCAGGUGCUACGAAUGAAGGUGUUGAGAUCGUCCUCCAGUGCCUUGACGUCAUGCUGACUAAGCGCAGAAAGCAAGUUUCUCAGCAGCGGGCCCUUGCCUUCAUCAAGCGCCUUUGUACCCUUGCUCUUCAUGUGCUUCCAAAUUCAAGCAUUGGCAUUUUAGCAACUAACAGAAUAUUAAUGCAUACUUUCCCCAAAACAGAUCUGUUGCUUGACAAUGAAUCUCAGGGUAGUGGAGUUUUCCUUCCUGAGCUGGAUGAACCUGAGUACUGCAACGCUCAGAACACUGCUCUUUGGGAAUUGCAUGUGCUGAGGCGACAUUACCAUCCCAUAGUGCAGAGAUUUGCAGCUCACCUCAUCGCUGGAGCCCCUUCCGAAGGCUCGGAAGCACUCAAACCAGAGUUGAGCCGAAGAUCUGCUGCAGAACUUUUUGAGGCUUAUAGCAUGGCAGCAAUGACAUUCAAUCCUCCUGUUGAAUCUUCAAAUUCCAAAAGGAAGGAUAAAGUUUUACAAGGGGAUUCAUUUUUAAGUGAAGAGUUAAGUCAACUAAUCAAAAGACAUUGUAGUGAAGUUGCUACUCAGUUGCCUCUGGAUUUCACCAAAUAUUUGGAAACAUCACUACGGUAGUAGAAGAAUGAAAAGUCAGGGGACUUUGUUGUAUAUUUGUGUGUUUGUGCAGAUGCACAUAAAGAUAUAUUGUUAAUUUAGGACCUUCUCUUGAGGAGGAAGAAUUAUCCUUUGUGUGGCACAGGGUUCUGCCCCAAUUCUGAAAAUAUGCACAGGAAAAUCAAGACCAUGAGAUUGCUUUCUACCAUUCAGUUACUCUUUAUAACCAAAUACUUUUUAU
Balaenoptera musculus (blue whale) is the source of this 2753-nucleotide messenger RNA. It is a transcript of the gene NOC3L, whose product is annotated as NOC3 like DNA replication regulator. Lineage: Eukaryota; Metazoa; Chordata; Mammalia; Artiodactyla; Balaenopteridae. The coding region runs from base 134 to 2533 and encodes 799 amino acids. The transcript is spliced from 21 exons. Gene Ontology annotation, molecular function: chromatin binding. The record is from RefSeq and is a predicted model, not a curated record. Gene Ontology annotation, cellular component: nucleolus. Gene Ontology annotation, biological process: DNA replication initiation.